Molecule: messenger RNA, 1024 nt
Organism: Lycium barbarum (goji berry)
Lineage: Eukaryota; Viridiplantae; Streptophyta; Magnoliopsida; Solanales; Solanaceae
Product: protein SODIUM POTASSIUM ROOT DEFECTIVE 2-like
Exons: 3
Coding region: 158-733 (191 amino acids)
Molecular function (GO): metal ion binding
Source: RefSeq, a predicted model, not a curated record
AGCCCCACUGGUUGUUAAGUCAUAAAGAGAAGCAUUCCUUCUCCACUCUCCUCACUUCAUUUUAUCCAUCUUUUAUAUAGUACCAUAUAUUUUUCACAACCUCAAAAACUUUGUCCCUACAAGAAAACACAUAUUCAUACAGAAAGAAAGCUAAGAUAUGAACUACAAGAAAUUAGGAGGGUGCAGUAAGAUGAGAGGAUUUAUGUGCCAGCCUGAAGUGUCAACUGCAGUGUGCAUGAACUGUGAUUCAAGGUCAGUUAUCGUGCCGGUGGCCCGGCGUAGAAUGUUGAUGGAAGAACAUGCAAAAUUAAUUAACAACUACUCCAAAUGUACUAGGUUAGGGGAUGUACCUCGUACACUUGGUUCUAUGCCUAUUACUGCUAAUGCUACUACUAUAAGUAGGAGAUCAAGAAAUGCUGCUGAUGCUGUUGGUUCCUCUGUUUCCUCUGUUCCUGUUUUGACUAUUUCUAAGAGAGAUCAAGAAAAUGGUUCCCAAAUUGUUCCUUCACUACCCUCAUCAGAUAACUCCUUCCAGGUAGUUGUGAUGAGAGUGUCACUUCAUUGUCAAGGCUGUGCUGGUAAAGUGAAGAAACAUCUCUCAAAGAUGGAAGCAGGGGUGACAUCUUUUAGCAUAGACUUGGAUAGCAAAAGGGUAACAGUGAUGGGACACGUGUCACCAGUUGGUGUGUUGGAAAGCAUAUCGAAAGUGAAAAGAGCUGAAUUUUGGCCCUGAAUAUUUGUUGAAGAAGAAGCAGAAGACAAGUGUAUUGCCUAAAAGUGACCAAACAAUAUUGUUUUUGAUUUGAUCAUUGCAUGAACAUGAACAGAAAAGAAAGACUUAUUAAAGAAGUAGCCAAACAGAAACCUCGAAAGUGUUUUUGGCAUUUGCUUUCUAUUUAGGUAGUGUCUGUUUUAAAUUCUAUGGUCCCAUCAAUCCUCAUUGAUGAAAAGGGCUGCUGUGCAAAAUUGUUAACUAUCAUCAUGUGAACAAUGCCAGUACUGAUGCUGAUUUCCUUGUCCCAUA